Messenger RNA from Macaca mulatta (Rhesus monkey), 3092 nucleotides. RefSeq names its product zinc finger DHHC-type palmitoyltransferase 14 (gene ZDHHC14). The record is from RefSeq and is a predicted model, not a curated record. Gene Ontology annotation, cellular component: endoplasmic reticulum; Golgi apparatus. Gene Ontology annotation, molecular function: protein-cysteine S-palmitoyltransferase activity. NCBI's taxonomy places the organism in Eukaryota, Metazoa, Chordata, Mammalia, Primates, Cercopithecidae. Gene Ontology annotation, biological process: protein targeting to membrane; peptidyl-L-cysteine S-palmitoylation.
UCCCCGCGGCCCUCCUCGCGCCGGGGCCGCUUCCUCCGGGUAGGAGGGAGCAAGGGAGCCCUCGCCGCGCGGCCCGCGAGCCGCCGCCGCCCUCGACCCGGGCAUCCCCGCGCGGGGGCCGCGGACUCGACUAGGCUGCCAGGCGCAGCGACACCGGGUCGCGGUGCGAGAGGCUCCUGACAGAAAAACGUGCGUGGUUGUCCCCACCCCUGGGAGGGGUUGCCGGUGCCGCGCGCGGCCGCCCAGUCGCCAGCUCUCUCUCCUGGGAGAAUCCGCCGCCGGAGGAAGGAGUGGACCCAACCUGGCCGCGGCGCAGAAGUGGCUCCCAAGGAAGCCGGCGCCGGGGCCGCCGCCUCGUGUCCCCUCGGGGCGCAGUGCUCGGGGGUCGGCGGGCCGGAGCCGAGGCGCAGCCGGGGAGCCGGGGGCUGCGGGGCCGAGCGGGCAGCCGCGCGAGGGGGCGGGCGCUCGGCGACCCGGGGGCCGGCUGGGCUGAGCCCCGCGCCCCAGGACACGGGCUGAAAGCGACGGAGGAGCGCUGCCGCGGGCUGCGGACCAGCGCCGUCCCCCCACGGAGCGGGGCUUCUGCUAUGACAGUUGGGCUCCCCGGAGGGUUAACCUGGGUGUCCUCGGCAAAGUUGUCGCCGAGCCGGGAGCCCGUGUAGGGGCCGCGGCGCCGCGGCUCGGGGGGCGGCCGGGCGGCCGGCGGCGGUCGUGGCUCGGCGGGGCCCGCGCGGCCGGGGGGCUCCUGGGGGUGUGCGCCCCCAGCCGGCUGCCCUCGUGGAUGCCUCCCGGCGGCGGCGGGCCCAUGAAAGACUGCGAGUACAGCCAGAUCAGCACCCACAGCUCCUCCCCCAUGGAGUCGCCCCACAAGAAGAAGAAAAUCGCGGCCCGGAGGAAAUGGGAGGUGUUCCCGGGAAGAAACAAGUUCUUCUGCAACGGGAGGAUCAUGAUGGCCCGGCAGACGGGCGUCUUCUACCUGACGCUCGUCCUCAUCCUGGUCACUAGCGGACUCUUCUUCGCCUUCGACUGUCCGUACCUGGCGGUGAAAAUCACUCCUGCCAUCCCUGCAGUCGCCGGCAUCCUGUUCUUCUUUGUGAUGGGGACCCUGCUCCGCACCAGCUUCAGCGACCCCGGAGUCCUCCCACGAGCCACGCCUGAUGAAGCCGCAGAUCUGGAAAGGCAAAUAGAUAUCGCAAACGGCACCAGUUCAGGGGGGUACCGCCCGCCUCCCAGAACCAAAGAAGUCAUCAUCAAUGGCCAGACCGUGAAACUUAAAUACUGUUUCACCUGCAAGAUUUUCCGGCCCCCUCGCGCCUCCCAUUGCAGCCUUUGUGAUAACUGCGUAGAACGGUUUGAUCACCACUGUCCCUGGGUAGGCAACUGUGUGGGGAAAAGAAACUACAGAUUUUUUUAUAUGUUUAUUUUAUCUCUGUCUUUUCUGACAGUCUUUAUAUUUGCAUUCGUUAUCACCCACGUCAUUCUUCGUUCACAGCAAACAGGAUUCCUAAAUGCCCUUAAGGACAGUCCUGCAAGUGUCCUGGAGGCUGUGGUGUGCUUCUUCUCUGUCUGGUCCAUCGUUGGCCUCUCAGGAUUCCACACCUACUUGAUCAGCUCCAACCAGACGACAAAUGAGGACAUUAAAGGAUCCUGGUCAAAUAAAAGAGGUAAAGAAAAUUACAAUCCCUACAGCUACGGAAAUAUCUUUACCAAUUGCUGUGUUGCCCUGUGUGGGCCCAUCUCACCAAGCCUAAUUGACAGAAGAGGGUACAUCCAGCCUGACACGCCGCAGCCAGCAGCACCCUCCAGCGGUAUCACCAUGUACGGGGCCACGCAGUCACAGAGCGACAUGUGCGACCAAGACCAGUGCAUUCAGAGCACCAAAUUCGUUUUGCAGGCCGCGGCCACCCCCCUGCUGCAGAGCGAGCCCAGCCUCACCAGCGACGAGCUGCACCUACCCGGGAAGCCUGGCCUGGGCACGCCCUGCGCCAGCCUCACACUGGGCCCGCCCACGCCGCCCGCCUCCAUGCCCAACCUCGCCGAGGCCACGCUUGCGGACGUGAUGCCCCGGAAAGAUGAGCACAUGGGCCACCAGUUCCUGACGCCCGAUGAGGCGCCCUCACCCCCCAGGCUGCUGGCGGCGGGCAGCCCCCUGGCGCACAGCCGCACCAUGCACGUGCUGGGCCUGGCCAGCCAGGACUCCCUGCACGAGGACUCUGUGCGCGGCCUGGUGAAGCUCAGCUCCGUGUGACCCGUGUGGCCCCAGGCUGGGGAGGCACCAGAGGCUCCUCCACAGGCAGCAGGAGUGAGCGGAGGGGUGUGCUCCACAGCGACUCCCCCAGCCAAUGCCACUGUGGAGAUAACAGCCCCAGGUCUGGGGGACAGAGACCACUUAGAACGGCACAGGGCGGCGGGCCCCGGAUGCUGAGAGCUUGGUUUCAUUUGAAUUUUCUUCCCCAACCUGAGUGCUUUGACACCAAUGGAAACAGAGAAGUCGCUGCUUUCUUUUGGUGGGCCUGGGGACGGGGACCCUCCAGGGGUAGAAUCGGAGUGUGUCUGCCCGCCCUCGUGACAGACACACGGAAGGCUUCUGACGCUUGUGGCCAGACUGCAACUGCACUUACGUGUUAUGCUACUAAUAUUUGAAACAGACAUGCCAUUCCAUUUGUUAAUUUAAAAAAAAGGAAAAAAAAAAUCCUAAAGGGAAAAAACCGACCAGGUGUGGAUCUGCAUGCCACGCUGCCGUCUGUGUUACAGUGGUGUUGCUGUUUCCAAGGAAGUGCUGCUUUCUUUUUCUUUUUUUAAUUUUGUGAAUUUUUAAGUGCUGUUUUGUUGGAAGACAGUGCAACGAACCGAGACUGAUGGACAGUGUCCUCACUCAGCUUAUUGGGCUGCGGCAUCUGUGGAAAGGUGGCACCAGGGCUGCAGAGGGUGGCUGGGGUUCCGUCGUGUCGGGGGUCAUUUCACCUUCUGUUUGGCCGCUCGAUGAGGUCUCGUGUUGAGGUAUUGUGUGCCGCGCCCCCCACAGUCUUCACCUCCGUGUGUGAUGAAACUUCCCGUGGACAGCCAAUAAAAUGACGUCCUCUGUUAUUUUG